Lytechinus pictus (painted urchin) is the source of this 4253-nucleotide messenger RNA. RefSeq lists its product as uncharacterized. Gene Ontology annotation, biological process: cilium assembly. Lineage: Eukaryota; Metazoa; Echinodermata; Echinoidea; Temnopleuroida; Toxopneustidae. The coding region runs from base 128 to 1813 and encodes 561 amino acids. The transcript has a single exon. The record is from RefSeq and is a predicted model, not a curated record. Gene Ontology annotation, cellular component: ciliary tip; centriole; ciliary basal body.
AUAAGUUUGUAUCCUGGCUCAAAUGACAGAAGCGAUUCAAGGAUGAGCUUGGAUUAUACAUCUACAGAUAUGUCAUAACAGUAAAUGAACAGUGAGGGACUUUCCCCACAGAGCGAGACCUUUUAUUAUGAGGAGAACUGAAGGGAAAUCUUUGUCGGGUUUCAGAUUGCCUUCACUCAGUCUGCCUGACAUAUCAACAGCAACCAGUGACAACUCAUUGAAGUGCAGCGUUGCUGCAGGAAAACUGUUGGUAGGCAAACCAAUCAUGCCAGAGAGUUUGGAGGUGAACACGGCCAGGAGGAAAGCGUCCGUAAGCGAGGAGGAUUGGUCGUCACAACACUUUCUAUCCAACCAGCACAGGGUGGGGUCUUGGAAUACAUCUCUUGAUUCGGUCACAGUGCGUCCGGUCUCGCCAAAAAUCUUCAGUCUAUGCAGCAAGUUUGUAAGCUCUAGUGAUAACAAUGAGUUAUCGACUGACUCAAAGGAUCAGCUUACCAUCCACAACUCAAGAGCUCGAUCAAAGUCCUUCACUCUUGCCUCAAUCUCUGAUGACCAAAAGUCCCCUGAACAGCUCUCAUCAUUGUUUAUUAGACGUUCUAGCAGUCCGAAGCCACUAAAGAUCAACCUUGCUCCCCCUGAAAUAUACUCUAUAGAUCCGGAGAGUGGAGGCCUGUUCCCUAAACAACUCUUAUCACCAAGUACAAGUCCAAGUAGCGGUUAUGGUAGUGGGUUCAAUUCAAGUAGUCCCGUCUGCAUGAGCCCCCGUAGUCAUUCGCCAACUCUGGACUCCCAGCUGCAGAGAGAACCUAGUGAUGAGAAAUCGUCUUUGUCUGUUGUACCUCAGGAGCAAACAAGGACUCGUAGGAGCAUCAGUCAUGAUAGUGGCGUUUCAAGACUCUCUGUUGAAUCACCCUCCUGUAUAGGGCGUUCAUCAAGUGAAGAGGAGCCUUGUCCUGAAAGCCGCAGCAAAGUUAGGAGUAUGCAUUCUCAUUGUGGAGGAAACUUUACAAUACAGGUCCCCAAACCUGUGCGACCGCAGUUGGUCAAAACCAAGCCAGUAUUUCAUCUCUAUCCCCCUGGUAGCCCAACCAAUGCGACUGUUCAGCCUGAGAUUUUGUCACCAGAUGAGGGCUUCCAGGAUCUUCGGCUCCCCCUUGAACAACCUUCAUCUAGUGUGCCUACAUCUCAUCCUCCACCUCCCCUUAGUCCUGCUCAUGCUGAUAUCAAAAGGACAGAACUCAGAGUUCGCCUGAACCCCCCUGGUAGUCCUCUGCCAACCCGAAUACAUGAGACCAUCCCCGGUCUCAGUCGACGCUUCUCAGAACAAGGGAUUCUCGACCAAGAUGGGGAUGAAAAACCCCUUUCAAGUGCCACUUGUACAGAGGAACAAAGAGUGCCUUCUUCACCAACUGAAUCGAAGCCUUUUAUAAAGAGUGAUACAGUGCCUCCAGCUCUUGUUAUUGAAAUGUGUGAGACACCACCUCGUUCGGAGCAGUCCUCGCCACCACCCGGUGCUUUCAAUUCAAACUCAGGAUCCAACUUGAACAGACCUUAUCAAUUCCUUACCCUAGCUGACAUUGAGUCUGGCACAUUACAUAGGAAACUCUCAACAGACAGUACACUCUCCUCUUUCAGUCAAGCCUCAACGGAUGAUGAUUUGGAUGACCACCUCUCUAUAGCAGUAACAGAGAGUGCACCUCUACCUACUUCAGCCAAGGCUCCUUUUACAGCUGCAGGGAAAAGGGCUCAGUUCAGCAGUGUAAGUAUUUCAUCUGACACACUUGCAUUUUCCUGUGAAAACUUCUCCCCUUGAAAAAUUCCUACAUUUCCUUUACAUGUGUGCUCAAUUAAGUAUGUUUUGAUCUCCCUGAUGUUUGCAUGAACUUACGUGUGUAAAGAUAAAGACCUAUAUUGACCUGCUUCUAAUCGGGUUUAUGACUUCACUUAAUGGUACCAUCAUAUGGUGUUGCCAUGGUUACCCGGUUUAAAUGUUAAGCCUAUAAUCGCAGGCUCUGUUCAAAGCUGAUUUGGCCAAAGAUUGCUUUGACAUAUAUAAGAAGCAUUUUCAUCAGUUUUGAACCAGGUUCUUCAAUUGAAUGCUUUGGUGAAAAAAAAUAACAGAAUCACUGUUUUCUCUUCUUUGAUUUUUUUUUCUUGAAAGGCAAGGAUUUGGAUGAAUUAAUGAAUAUUAUUAAGCUGAACAAGAAACCUUAUACAAGUGCUAAUACUAGAUGGUGGUCAAGGUUGUAUUAUGAUGAUUCUUAUGAAAUCAAUUUAUAAUUUUCAUUUUUAUGUCUACUAUUACUACAAACGCUCGGAUAUAGCACAGGUCAACCCAACCUCCAAUCUUGAAUCGACUGAUUAAGAAGGGAACAAACAUGAUACAUUUUUUUAAAUGAAGAUUAUGAAAGAAAUCAGAAAUCUCCUGCAGAAAUUAUUACAUGAUGAUAUUAGUAGAACUCCUAGUAAUGAAAGGAAACACAUUUGGAAAUUAUUACCAAUCAGUGAAGCAUUUAACAUGACAACAUUAUAUUGCUAUACUGCAUCAUAAACAUGGAAUAUCUCGCAAAGACCAUAUCCUCCCCCCCCCCCAUGCACUUGCCUAGAAUGAUAUCCAUCCUGUUGACUUUGUCUUCUCUUUCUUUCAAUUUCAUUUGUUAACCAUGUGAUCUCUGCAAUUAUUUUUUAUUUCCUAUAUAUUGAUACAUAUUUUUUUGUUGUUCGUGAACAUCACUUUUGAGAGGAAAAUCUGCAUAAAUGGUGUAUUUCCCUACUCGAUGUCAUUGUAUUGUCUCUAUCAAAGCCUUCCUUUUACGUUCAGCUCAGUUGGGUCACACCUGAAAUAAAUUGAUUGUAUCGUUGGAAGUUUCCUUCCUCUCUGGAUCAUGAACUACACUCCCCCAAAGUUCAUGUGUUGCAAUGAUAAAUGACGUCCUGCACAAAGCUAUUGUUACGAUAACUACAUGUUUUUUUUACUUCUGCUUCUAAUUCUCCUGUUGCUGCAUGGUCCUCUGCUCUUCUUCCUCCUCCUCCUACUACUACUACUUCUACUACAGUAUUAGUACUACUAUUGUACCCCUUUCAUAGUACUGCACUUCCCCCCAGUGAACGUUGCCUGCGAUAUUCGCCAGCGAAGGGGAAAGUGUCCAGUAUGAAAGAUAGCCUACACAGGAGAACUUCCCUGGUGAACUUCUCCACCUCUCAAGGUGGAUAACUUCUCCAUCUCAAGAGGUGGCGUAAUGGUUUCCCCAGUGAACUCUGCCGGGGAAAAGGCCAAUAUGAAAGCUCACAGGAGAACUUCUCUACUUUGAUGACUUCAGAGGUCAAAUUUCAUAUUCCAGAAAUCCCCUGAAGCGAGAUUCAGCGCGCUGAAUAAAGUGGAUGGCUGAUUAAUCCAUAGAAAUAGCCCUGAACAUACAGUUUCUUUUUUUAAUGAUAUGUAUCACGAAAGCGUCUUGUACAUGUUAAAAAUGCACUGAAAAUAUUGAAAUAUUCCGCCUUGUUUGUUUUGCUUAUAAUCUUUCUAAAAUAUGUUCUAAAUUUAACUUUUUGUCACCUUUUGUAAACGAUAAGAAUACUACUUCUCUUCUUUCAGCUAGUGGCCACAAUCCACUAGCUGAUUGUUAUGUCACUUUAAGGAGGUCUGCACUGCACCUUGCAGUACUUAUUACUGUAGAUGCUACUUCUAUGUGAAAAAAAAAUCUUAUAUAUUUUUUAACCACUUGAUAUGUGUUUUAUCUUUGACAGUUGCAACUAAUGUUACUACUGUUCCUCCUACUACUUCCACAUUUUCUUUUAUAGUUUUGUUGAUUUUCUAAUCUGAUAUUUUACCUUAUGUUACAAUUAUGGUUUCAGUGGCCAUUUUUAUAGGUAAAGAGAGUGAAAUUUGUGUUGAUAUCUUGCCGAACUGAUGCACAAUUACUGUUAAUGCAUUGCUGUAAGCCUGUAAAGGUUAAUUUAUUGAUUCUCAAUGAAAGAGAUCAUAAUCUACAAAACUACUGUAUACACUUUGUCCCUUUCCUGUUUUCACUUACCCUUUUGAGAUAUCAUCUUCCUGAAGGGUGUGUCUUUUGCGAUGCUACCCAUUUGAAAUUGCCCUGUUAAUGGUCCUUAUAAUUGGACUCAACCUUUAAUGCAUCAUGUCAUUGUGCUUCAUAGAGAAAUAGUGAUUAAAUAAAUGCACUUUUCCCCUGCAUAUCAUCUUUGAACAUAUUCAAAAUCACAAUUUGCAGUUGGCUUAGCAACGUCCUUGU